GUCCCAUAAGAGCGCUGUGGGGGGGGGGGCGCGGCUAUAGCUGCCUUUUGAUUUGCCGCGAAACAGCAGGUCACAUUCAAAUCGUCGGCUUUUACAAUUCUUAUGUAGAAUUUAUUUACAGCAUUUUGUACAUUAUAUCAGGCAACCGUUACGCUGAAAAUGCCGACAAGAGGCGCAUAUAAUGAACUGUGCUGAAGUGCAUGGCCCCUUAGACCGCGCCCACAGAGAUAACGUCACUCUGAACGUGCGACGCGGCGCGGUUCCUCGGCUCCGUCCGCGGGGCAAGACAACGUUUUGAGCGCCUUUUUUUUGUUUUUUACCUCCAUGUCUUGUCAAAAACGGUCGUUGGGGGUACAAGGCAGCAUUUUACCCAGAUAAAUAACCUUCCCGAUUCAGUGUAUUACUUUUUUGUAAUCUAAUGGUUGGAUAGACGUUUGUUUUGAAGAACCAGAAAAUGGUCUCCUUCAGCUUGAUGUCAGUUGGGGCCAGCCUCCUGAGCAAGCCGCUGGGUUUCCUCACGGGCGUCUCUGUUUUCAGGAUCUCCGCCGCGAUUAAAAGUUUCAGCACCACCUCGGACGGUCCGCCGAAGAGGCCCAAGACCAGCUACCUGCAUUUCGUGCAGCAGCAGUGGCCGGUCGUCUCCAGGCAGCAUCCAGAUGUGAAAAUUGUUGAUUUAAGUCGAAAGAUCGCACAGCAAUGGAGGGAGUUGACACCUGAGCAGAAAAAGCCCUUUGAGGAGGCGUCAUCUGUGGCCAGGAAGCAGUAUAAUGCUGAGAUGGAGCAGUACAAGGCGCAGCUCAGUCCAUCUCAGGUCGCUGCUCUCAAGGAAGCCCGGAGAGUGAAGAUGGCAAAGAGGAAAGCCGUCCGCAAGAGGAAGGAGUUAAAAAGCCUGGGUAAGCCCAAAAGGCCCAAGACCGGCCUCUUCAUCUUCAUAGCGGAAAAAUACCCAGAAACCAAGGGAGCCACAAUGCUGACAAAGACAAAAACAUUAAUGGAGGAAUGGAAGAAGCUGAAUACCACACAGAAACAGGUAUACUUGCAGCAAGCCGAGGAUGAGAAAAUUCGCUACAAAAACGAAAUGAAGGCGUGGGAGGAGCACAUGCGAGAGAUCGGAAGGGUGGACCUGAUCCGGGGUUCCGUCGGCCGCGUGAAGAAGACGGCCUCCCGCCAGAAGCCGAAGAUGAAGUCCAGCGUGAAAACUAUCAGGACUAAGGGGACUGUAAGAGCAGCAGGUGCUAAGACUGCAGCCACCUCCGCUGGCAGCAAGACGGUGAGGAAAGGGAAAGCUGAAGAGUGACGUCACGAGGGGACACGCUGGGGCCAGAAAGGAAGGUUCCACCCUGAAUAAAACCACUCUGCAAAGAUGUGCUCCUGAGUGUUAGCAUGCCUGGCUAUUACAGGGCAUAUGGCUUAAGCCUGUUUGAACCAGUGUCGUAACGGAUCAGUACACACAAUGCAGAUUUGUAAAUAAUGGCAAAUGAAGACUUUUUCUUUUUUUCUUGUACUUCCAGUAGUCAAAAAUACUACAACACAGUAUUGUUUAAAAUGUGUCUAUUGACAUAACCAGUAUGUAAAAAAAAAAAAAAAAAAAAAAAAAAAACUGAUUUACUAGGUAAAUGCAUUUAGUAUGUGUUUAUGGUUAAAACGUCACAUUUUUCACGUCUUUCAACGAUGUAAUAAAUAACUAUUUUCUACUGAA
Messenger RNA from Paramormyrops kingsleyae, 1699 nucleotides. RefSeq names its product transcription factor A, mitochondrial-like. Lineage: Eukaryota; Metazoa; Chordata; Actinopteri; Osteoglossiformes; Mormyridae. The record is from RefSeq and is a predicted model, not a curated record.